ACGACAGUUCAUGAACAGGACAGACUGUUGUGACAAGUUCGCGUGCUACCGUACAGAGGUUUCUUUUUUCUGUGGCUCUGUGUCCUUUUAGGAGCGUUUUCGGGUGGAUUAUUACAUUUCGGUGUAUACACUUACACAUUGAAAGAAAAUAAGGGGUUGUGUCUAAGACUGGCCAGGAGUUUGCCAGAUAGGAUGUGAAAAACUUGCGUCUGUAAUUCAAAUGAAACCUGUUGCAUGGGUGGAUGUGUGACCAAAUCUUCCUUCACCGUCAAUAAGGCUCACGAUAUUAAAUUUCCAAGGAUCCAGCCCUUCCUGUUCAGUAAAGGCGAUGCCGAACAAGCCCUGAUCGACGCCGACGAGGGCGACUAUCUGUUGUACGUGGAUCAUGAAAGCGGGAAACUCGUCCUAUCAGUGAGAAUGAAAAGCUACAUACGUCACUACCGUAUCUCAGAGCUAAACGGGCUCUAUUACUUAGAGGGACAACCUUAUGCCUACAUAGACUCGAUUAUUUUAUACCACAGGAAGUACAAGCUGAACGGUGCCAAGUUAAAUAAACAAGCUCAUUUGAGUGCCAGAGUGGUGCAGAACUUUGCGCACCGUGUGGCGCGGUCUAAUGGGAAUCUCCAGAGCUACACUAACAAGAACAACCACAUGGAAUCCUCCCCAUCCAGCAUGUAUCUGUCUGUCAAUCCUAGUGCCAGGCAUUCACAUUCACGCACCAGUUCCAACGCUUCAUUAAUUACAUCUUCUUCAGAUUCUACUUGCAAAAAAAAACUUUUGUAAGGUGGAUCUGAAUACUUAAUGUAUAUUUAGUUUUUUUUUAUUCAUUUAAGUGCAAGGUACUUUACUAGCUGUUUGUAAAUACUUUUUCCUUAUUAGAUCUAAUUGGUUGAUUUAUUAUAUUAGUUUAUAGUUUUCUUUCUUUUAUUCAUCUAAGGAUUAAAGUUUUAAUUACAUGUCUCUAGCUAUACCAAUUCUGUUGCAAUUUUUUCAAGACAGCUAUAUUUAUUUUGUUAAUUAACUCAUACAUUUUGCUUAGAAUAACUGUUCUUAAUUGUGUUUCAAAAGUUAAGUUAUAUGUAAAUAACAUAUGCUAUGAUUGAAUCCUUUUUACAAUAUUUCUACCUACUUAAAUGUUUACUAUUGUAAAAAAAAACAAUUUGCAAACUUUUUCUUUAUGACAAAUUUAUGCAGAAAUUGAUAACUACUUUUUUGAAAAAAGAUUUACGGUGACAAAUAAUCCACAACUGUUUAUUAAACACUAAUAACCUACUCCCAAUUGCUCUAGAUUUAUCCUUUAUGAUAAAACUUGUACUGUAGUGUUCACAAAAAAAAUUGACAGUGUUCAUUUGCUCAUCAUGCUAGAAUUCUUGUGAUAAAACUGCUGGCUGGCCAGAUUUGUGUACACUUGUACAAAAGUGAACUUUGUGUGAUACAUAUCUAUAUAAAUUAGACAUAUUUUUCUAGUCUAUUUUGAGAUUAUUUAUUAUUGGAAAAAUGUAAAUUGAUCUGAGUGAACAAGUUGUAUUUUAAUAUUUUUUCUCAUCUAGCUGCUGUGACACGGAUCACCAUCAGCUAAAAUUAGUAAUUAAUUAAUUUUUUUUGCUAAUUUGUUGUUCAUCACAUUCCAUGCAUAUUUUAUGCAACAAAAGUUAUUUAAAAUUGCCUUUGAGAAAAGAAUUAAAGAUUUUUAAAAUGUUUGCAGACCAAAACUUUUUCAUUUUGCUAAUUAUAAAAUACCUUUAGGUUUUAAAUUUUAAAUGUCAUGAAAUUAAGAAAAUACCUUUUGCAUUUCAUCAUUCUAUAUCCACAAAAUUUAAUUUUUGUCAGCUUUUUUUUUUUCAUUUAAUAAAUUUUUAAAGUCGAUUAAAAGUGCAAUUGUUGUAAUAAAAAUAAAAUUUAAUUUAUAAUUUUUGAUAGAUUGCAUAAACUAAGUAGCAAGUAUAUAUUUUUUGUUUCAUUAAUUGAAUUAUUAGUUGAUAACCCAUUAUUAUAUUAAAUUGAUGUUUAAUUUUGUCUUCAGAAUUAAAGUUUUAAAAAAUC
This is a messenger RNA of Physella acuta, 2043 nucleotides long. RefSeq lists its product as uncharacterized. NCBI's taxonomy places the organism in Eukaryota, Metazoa, Mollusca, Gastropoda, Physidae. The record is from RefSeq and is a predicted model, not a curated record.